AUGGACGACUCAUUGAUCUCCCCCGGCGCAGGAGAAGUCAAUGUGUUCGCUCCCCAGAGUCCUCUUUCGCCUCGAACUCCGCGGCUAUCCGCCCCGCCAUCUCCCGUCACACCCCGCCGCAAUACAAACGCCAUGAACGGUUCUCACCGAGAGUCUAUGGAUUUCUCCGCCGAAACAGGCGGGGGUGGUCUGGGAAACCUUGCCGAUGAACUGGCAGAUGCGUGGGAACAGGAGGAGGAAGGAUAUGGCUAUGCGUCGGGGCAAGAGACCGGCCCCGUGGGGUCCCAGCAGAUGGACCACAGUGAUGAAGAGGAUGGGUACAUGCAGUCCAUUCGCGAUAUGCGCGCUCCAUCUCCAUCAGUGGACUCACCAGACCGCAGGAACCGACUCCGCGCCGCACAGCUUCGACAGCACCGGAGGCAGGAAUCCCACUACGAUGGAUCAGACUAUGGCAAUGACUCGGAUCUUGACGAGGCGACGGAGAUCUCCCCCGCAUUAGAGAGCCAGAUGGCUGAUAUCGAGAGCCUGGCCCGGCGGGGCAUUGAGAACAAUGGCAGUGAGAGCGAUCAUGUCAUUCAGCGGACGGUUGAGGCUCUCCGGGACCUGGGUGCACAGAGCGGCAUCGAGAACAGUGCUAUGCGACUGAUCACCGCCCACUCCUCCAUCACAUCUCACCUUACCCACCAAACCCGUACUCUCCAAUCUCUGAUCCACCCUCUCCUCUUCUCUCCAUUCCCCCUUCUCUCCGAAGACGCCAUCGACUCCCUCAUGCCCCUCAUCGAUGAAGGCCUCCUGCCCAGCCUCCCAUACCCAUUUCCCGAACAGACCCGCCGGGGCUCCCGACCCUCCACCCCCUCACAACAAAAUACUCAGCACCCUCUUGUAUCUCUGCAAGCUCUUGUCUCACAAACGGCCGACAUCACCGCCUCCCUCCGCAGCUUGGGUGACACCCUCUAUGAGUCCCGUCAGCUAACAUCCACAGCAUCUCGACGCCUGCGGUCUGCGCGCGAACUCGUCGCGGACCUACGUCGCGAGGAAGAAAGCCGCGAGGAGGGCUCGCGGUGGAUUGAGCGUGGUGACUGGGAUCGCCGGCUGAAGGAUCGCGAGGCGGGCCAGGAGUGCAGAGAUGUCGUCAGCGGCUUUGAGGCUGUAUGCGGCGAGUGGCGCGAGAAGCUGUUCGGGGCUGGCGCCGAAGUGGCUGCUGCGUAG
Penicillium canariense is the source of this 1209-nucleotide messenger RNA. RefSeq lists its product as uncharacterized. The transcript is spliced from 2 exons. Bases 1 to 1209 code for a protein of 402 amino acids. The record is from RefSeq and is a predicted model, not a curated record. NCBI's taxonomy places the organism in Eukaryota, Fungi, Ascomycota, Eurotiomycetes, Eurotiales, Aspergillaceae.